GCGGCAGAGCACCGGCGCUGGGGCGCCACUCGCAGCCGGGCGGCGGCAGGCAUGGCCUCGGCAGCGGCGGCGGUGGCCCGUGGAGCGGGUGCAAGGGCGGCUGCUGCCCUGCGGGGCGGCUGCGGGACCGCGGCCCGGCGGCGGUCGCGAGCGAGCCUCGCUCGGCCCUUAUGCACAGCACCUGGGACCGCCCCGGACAUGAAGCUCUACCUGUGGGAGCGCUACCGGGAGGCAAAGAGAAGCACGGAAGAAUUGGUUCCUUCGAUUAUGAGCAACUUGUUGAAUCCAGAUGCGAUCUUCUCCAACAAUGAGAUGAGCCUGUCAGACAUUGAAAUCUAUGGCUUUGAUUAUGAUUACACCUUGGUAUUUUAUUCUAAGCACCUCCACACACUGAUAUUUAAUGCUGCUCGAGACCUUCUCAUCAACGAACACCGGUAUCCCGUGGAAAUCAGGAAAUAUGAGUAUGACCCAGACUUUGCAAUUCGUGGACUUCAUUAUGACGUGCAGCGGGCGGUCUUGAUGAAGAUCGAUGCUUUUCAUUAUAUCCAGCUGGGAACUGUCUACAGAGGCCUCAGCGUGGUCCCCGAUGAGGAAGUCAUUGAAAUGUAUGAGGGGUCCCAUGUGCCUUUGGAACAGAUGAGCGACUUUUAUGGGAAGAGUUCCCACGGAAACACCAUGAAGCAGUUCAUGGACAUCUUCUCCCUGCCGGAGAUGACGCUGCUGUCCUGUGUGAACGAGCACUUCCUGAAAAACAACAUCGACUAUGAGCCCGUCCACCUGUACAAAGACGUCAAGGAUUCCAUUCGGGAUGUGCACAUCAAAGGAAUCAUGUGAGCGAUCGAAGCAGAUAUUGAAAAGUAUAUCUGUUACGCCGAGCAGACCCGAGCGGUGUUGGCCAAACUGGCUGAUCAUGGCAAGAAGAUGUUUCUCAUCACCAAUAGCCCCAGUAGCUUUGUGGACAAAGGGAUGAGGUAUAUUGUUGGAAAAGACUGGCGGGACCUGUUCGAUGUGGUCAUUGUUCAGGCCGAGAAGCCAAACUUCUUUAACGAUAAACGGAGACCUUUUCGAAAGGUGAAUGAGAAAGGCGUCUUACUCUGGGAUAAAAUCCACAAGUUGCAGAAAGGCCAGAUUUACAAGCAGGGCAAUUUAUAUGAAUUUUUGAAGCUUACCGGAUGGAGGGGAUCCAAAGUGUUGUAUUUCGGUGACCAUAUAUACAGCGACCUGGCGGACUUGACCCUGAAGCAUGGCUGGCGAACUGGUGCAAUUAUCCCAGAAUUAAGAUCUGAGCUCAAAAUCAUGAAUACGGAGCAGUACAUACAAACUAUGACAUGGCUGCAGACCCUGACUGGGUUAUUGGAACAGAUGCAGGUUCACAGAGAUGCUGCGUCCCAGCUGGUCUUGCAGGAGUGGAAGAAGGAGAGGAAGGAGAUGAGAGAAAUGACCAAAGGUUUCUUCAACGCCCAGUUCGGCAGCCUGUUCCGCACAGACCAGAACCCCACGUACUUCCUGCGGCGCCUGUCGCGCUUCGCCGACAUCUACAUGGCCUCGCUGAGCUGCCUCCUCAACUACGACGUCAGCCACACGUUCUACCCCCGGAGGACCCCGCUGCAGCACGAGCUUCCCGCCUGGUCCGACAGGCCCCCUGCGGCUGGGCUGCCGCUCCUGCAGGAGGCCCAGGCCAAGUAGCCGGGGGAGGCCGGCCCUACCCCGCGCGGGCCUCGCAGGGACGUGAGCAUCACGUUGGAGCCGAUGCAGGUGUGCCUGGCCCUUCUCUGCUCUAUGUCGCGGAGACUCUGCUCCAGCGCGUGACCACAGAGGCGUGCAGCCCCGGCCAUGGGCUUGUUGACACCCUGUGAUCAGCCUUCUUGUUUCCCAAGGUACCGGCGUCUGACUCCUGGGUUGGGCAGGCUUCUUGAUGCCAUCUCUGUGUUCCAGCAGGUGACGUUUCGAAACUCUUUUUGUGACUCUUCCAAGGAAAACACAUGGAGAAAUGGAAUAUCCACAGGCAGUGCAGUGGCCCGGUGACGUGCUGCUCUCAGAAAGCCGAUGCUUUGGCGAGUGCUCUGGUAGCAUUCGGCCCCCGCCAGCGCCAGAGGUGGUCCCCAGACAGCAGCCGCGUCCCAGGUGUUAGGUACCAGGGCUUUGGCACUCUGGUGCCGCACUUGAAAGCAGACCCAGCCUCCCUGGAAGUCUUAUGUGAGAAACAACAAGAGAAGGUGCAAGCCCUUGGCCUUGAUUGUCCUCAGUAUCUGUUUCCUGUGUCCUGCUCCAUGUGGGGGAAGGACAGACGGUGCCCCCAGUGAUGGGCAGGUUCACUCUUUGCUCCAGAAAAGGAGGGUGAGGAGAGAAGAGCUUCUGGUUGAAUUUCCACCCAGAAGAACAGACUCUGUAGAAUGAGUCAGUGAGACACGCACAGGUCAGAAGAGCCAGUGCAGGGGUUUAUUACACCUGGAAACGCCACCGGAAUGUCUCCGUGUGCUCAUCAGAGGACAGAAGAUGAAACAAACAAAAAAAUGGCCUUGUAAUGAAGUCCACACCAUGAGCCCCACUGGGUGUGCUGCCGUCUUGUUAAAAUGUGUAUUCCUAGAGGCUGUCCUUGCUGGAGGCCGAGCAGAUGCCUGUCUCUGUCCUGACCUGACAGCCCAGGAGAGGGGCUUGAAUCCAACAGGAGGGGAAGGAGGCAGCCUUCAGCCCUGAGCCAUCUCCCACCCUUCCCUCCCCUUGGGUUUCUUUCCUGUCAUGCUUCUGUGGCGCUUUGGGGAGUCGGGGUGGUUUUCUUUAGGUGUUCUAUUUAAGGUGGGAUAAAGGGCAUUGAAACUAAGAGAGACAGUUGGAAAUGACCUAGUUAACUGAGUGUUCUUAUUUCUUUCUGAGGACAAGGCAAGUCCUUAAACCUAAACAUGCACCCUUAAACCCAAAGGAUGCAACAUGGGAGGAAGGGGCUCGUGCUCGCUUAUUCAGCGUUGUUUUUAAUGUGUUCACGUGUGGAGCCAGCUGUCGAUGAAAUGCUAGCUUGGCUUUCCACAGGCUGCCUGCCCGAAUGCAGAAACUAGGCGAGUUCUCUCGCACGCUUUGUAACAUUGCUUGUUAUAAUGGGAGUGUGCUUGUGAUAUUUUGAUGUAUUUAACUAGAAGAGUGAGAGUGACUGUGUAGACCCAAUAGACCCAAUUAGCUCCCCUUUUUUCCUCCUAAAUUUUAUUAUGAACACAGUAGUCUGUUUCUUUUUUGAAACACGCUAGGCAUUUUAUUUGCUCUUUAUUGGCGUCUAGGGGUUUUAAGCAGCUGAGUGUGUUGGAGACUGGCAUUUAAGGGGUGCAGGUGGAUGCCCAAAACUGCUCAGUGUUGGGGUCCUCAGAGGAGAGGGUACGCUGGAGCUUUGGGCUGAUCGUCUCUGCUUUGGAGAAGCCGAGUGAGGACAUGGGUAUUAUUUUUAAACUUUUGUCUUAGUUUUUAUCUCAGAUAUUCAUCGGCCAUCUCCCGGAUGCCCCAACAGGGUGUUUUGUUUACUUACGAAUCAGGUAUGACUGUUUUUAAAACCUGCUUUCCUGUAUGUCCAGGUUUGGUGGCCCAGGCCUGGGGGGAGACGUAUAUUUUCUGGGUCUGAACAAGGGAUCUUGUGAUUCAUUAGUUUCGGCCUGUGGGCCCACACGUGGCGGUUUUGAGAUCUGCGUGUGUGCCUGGGGAUGCAAACCCACGCUGGGUGGCCUGAGGGGUCAGGACAGCCGUCUCCACAGGAAGGACAGAGGCACUCUCCUUAAUGUGUCGCUGGCAUGACUCCCGCUGGGGAUCAGCCCGCUGCACUGCAUUCUGGCCUCGCCGGUGUGCUCCCUGGCGUGCACUCGGAUGAGUGCCAUCUGGCACAAAGGAAGGGAGUCUCUGUGCUACCACUGAAAACAUCAGUUUGGAAAGUGAACAGACACUGAGAAAUAUUUUCCAUUCUAGUAUCAGUUAGACUGAUUUUCUCAGAGUGAUGUGAGCAAAUAUUGAUAGUCCAGGGGCAGUCCACACCCCAGGGUUCCCAGUACCGGGAAGGACCUGCACAUCUGGUUUUCCAGAGUUGUUUCUGUAGAUGAAACCUGGCUUUUAAAAUAUUUUGGCUUAGAGCUCCUACUUUCCUGCUAACAUACUUUUUUUUUUUUCUUUUAAAAAUUCUCUUCCGCUCCAUUAAUGCCAUCUAACAUAAACCACCUGUUACUGAUUUGGGCCCAUCUCAGACAAAAUUACUGGUUGCUUGGAAUGCACUGGUCUUAAUUAGUGCAAAGGAGAAAUGAAAAGGAAUCAUUCCCCCAGCUAAUUGGGUGAACUGCAUAGCUUUCCCUCUCUUUUCCUCCCAAAGGCCUUUGAAGCAGCGGAAAGCUUGCUGAGUGUUGGGGCUGGAUUCCACUCUGCCAAAUGUUUAUCUGCUGCCAAGCACCCACUUGGGGGCCCUUGUCUAGAAUGUGCUCUCAGACUAAAUUCGGCCAGCGGCAGGCUUCCUUGAUUGCUUUGUUCAGCUACUAGGGAGCCUGUCAUUUGCCCUCUUGGGGUGAUUUCCUUUUGUACCAAUUUCCUUUUCUUCUGUGAUAGCACAUGGGAGCUUGGCUCCAAGCUCAGCUAACCUUAAUACCCUAACGGGUUGGAGAGAAGAAGGGGAAUGCAGUUACCCCGGUGUGAGGUUCAGCAGACUUUUCCAGUAGAGGGCCAGACUCUAAAGACUUUCAGCUCUGCAGGCCGUUUCCUGCGGCCCCUCCUCUAGCACUGGGCACGCCUGUGUUCCCAGACAGCCUGAGGAAAACGGGCUGCAGGUUGGAUUUGGCGCUCAGGCCAUGGAUUGACUUGGUGGCAGUGGCAGGCUGACCUUGCUGAAGGCAUGCAAAAGAACCAGCUCACGGACAGGUGCAGCUCGUAGGAAGGAGGUCUGUAGGUAGGUGCGCCACGUUCCCCUCCAGGCCGCCCUCUGCGUGUUUUACUCACGGGGCCAGUGGUAAAAUACCUUGUUUCCAGCACGUGGCAUGCUUGUUUUUGUGUAAUUGAGCUGCCAGGCGUGGCGCUCCGUGAGUAUACCUCUCGUUGCCCUGGAUCGUGAUUGUGCUGGUCGUGUGUGUGUGGGUGUGUGUGGCUGGCUGCCUGGCUGCCCAGAAGACCCUUCAGGACUGAAGGACUUAGUCCCCCGACUGCCGGGUGUGCUGCCAGCUUCCCAUCUGCUGCUGUCAGGCCUCUUGGGCGCUUCCCCUGCUGAAACGUCCUGUGGGCUCGCUGCCCCCCCCCCAGCAACACUGAAGGCCCGUCCAGCUCUAGAGCGGCGGGAGGGCGCACGGCUGAGGCCCCUUUGUGUCUGCCCUGCAGCCCAGCUCCCGUCUCUUCUCCCCGAUGUUGCUCCCAAGGCCAGUGCCCUGUACACCUCCUGCAUGAGACUCCCUCUCUGUUCGCUUUCCCAGGACCCCAACCCCCACAGCAGUGCUCUAUACUUUUCUAUGCUUUGGGCUUGAACUCUGCCUUCGGAAACUGUUUUCUAAUUAUUUAGUAUAAUGACAGGCUGUGCCUGUUAAUUUCAGGCACAAUGAAUGCAGAUUAGGUAGACUUACUAUUUAUUCCAAAUGUGAAUUGCUAUUUAUUCUAAAUGUUGAUUUUAUGUUACGUGACAUUGAACAUACUGCCAAAUAAAAGUUGGUUUGUCCAGUUUA
Sus scrofa (pig) is the source of this 5663-nucleotide messenger RNA. RefSeq names its product 5'-nucleotidase domain containing 3 (gene NT5DC3). The record is from RefSeq and is a predicted model, not a curated record. Gene Ontology annotation, molecular function: 5'-nucleotidase activity. NCBI's taxonomy places the organism in Eukaryota, Metazoa, Chordata, Mammalia, Artiodactyla, Suidae.